Messenger RNA from Linum tenue, 246 nucleotides. Lineage: Eukaryota; Viridiplantae; Streptophyta; Magnoliopsida; Malpighiales; Linaceae. The record is from the annotation of a GenBank genome assembly.
AAUCUCGUGUUUUAAGCCGAUUUCACGCUAGGUUGUGUGUUUAUGUCAUAUUUCAGGUCCCGGCGUUGGAAUCGAGGCGGAGAAACGAGUUCUGGGUCGAAAGGAGCAAGUUUGGGACGAAUAGGGCUGAAGGAGCAAAAUACCCGGUCAGGUGGCCAAAUACCCGACCGGGUAUUAACCAAGGUUGGGCGCCCGAGAAACAGAGAGGGGCCCGGGCACAUCAGUUAAAUCCCCGGUCGGGGAUUU